AUGAAUUAUGCAAUCAUCACCGCAUUACUUCUAUUUGCAAGCAUUCAGUUUGUAUCGAUAUUUGGAGAACUUUCAUUGCUAGAUCAUGCGCUGUUUAACUUUACGGUGAGCUUAAUGCAAAAAAUAGCGAAGGACGAUAAAUCAGCCAUUCUAUCUCCUCUUUCUGUAUCAACUUCACUGUUUAUGGUUUACCUCGCAGCGGAUGGCAAAACGAAGGAGCAAUUGCAGAAAAUUCUUGGUGGAACUGCAAGGACAUCUGAUCUUCGACAAUACUUCGCCAAUCAAAUAGCUGAUAGCGCAAACAUAAAAAGCAAAAAAUACAAGUUGAAUGUAGCAAAUCGUUUUUGCAUAAGGGAGGGAUUUUCUGUAAAAGACAGCUUCAAAAGAAUGCUCCGAAUGUAUUACAACGAAACAAUGCAUGAAUUUAGUUUUGAGAAGAGGAAGGAAUUUGUUAAGGAAAUCAAUAAAUGGAUUUCGAGUAAAACAAACAAGAAAAUUAAAGAUUUAAUAAAUGAGGACAGUAUCAACAAGGAUACAAAUAUUUUGCUCAUGAAUGCAAUUUACUUCAAAGCCACUUGGAAAAAACAAUUCAUGAAGAUUUUGACCAAAGAAAGAGAAUUUCACAUUUCUGAAAACGAAAUGAAACGAAUACCGAUGAUGAUGAAUGACAUUAAAUUGCUUUAUUACGAAGAUAAUCUUGUGCAAGUUAUCAAACUACCUUAUACUCGCCCUAAAAUAGAAAUGGUUUUCAUACUGCCAAAAGCACGCUUCGGCUUAUCUGAUGUUCUAGCAAAAUUAACGGGUGAAGAUCUAUUCAAAUAUAUUAAUGAUGCAAAAAAAAACUACGUUACCGUCAUUAUACCAAAAUUUCAAGUGAAAGAAAAAUUAGAUCUGAAAGAAGCUCUACAAAAAAUUGGCAUCACAGAUGUUUUCAGUGGAACAGGCAGUUUUGGAGAGCUAGUAAAUAAUACAGUUUCAGUUUCUAUUGGCAAAGUUAUGCAUGCAGGCUUCAUUGAGAUAGAUGAAAAAGGAACGGAAUCAACGGCUGCCACAGUAGUUGAUUUAAUAGAUCGUAUGGGUACGCAGCGUCGUUUUGUUGCUGAUCAUCCAUUCCUCUUUGCAAUUGUUGACAAUUUGAAGACUGUUCUAUUCAUAGGUCAAUAUGUGAAAUGA
Messenger RNA from Brugia malayi, 1173 nucleotides. RefSeq lists its product as uncharacterized. The transcript has 7 exons. Lineage: Eukaryota; Metazoa; Nematoda; Chromadorea; Rhabditida; Onchocercidae. The record is from RefSeq and is a predicted model, not a curated record. Gene Ontology annotation, molecular function: serine-type endopeptidase inhibitor activity. The coding region runs from base 1 to 1173 and encodes 390 amino acids.